This is a messenger RNA of Diaporthe amygdali, 579 nucleotides long. RefSeq lists its product as uncharacterized. The transcript has 3 exons. The record is from RefSeq and is a predicted model, not a curated record. Bases 1 to 579 code for a protein of 192 amino acids. NCBI's taxonomy places the organism in Eukaryota, Fungi, Ascomycota, Sordariomycetes, Diaporthales, Diaporthaceae.
AUGCAACGCAACGCAACGCAGGGCAACGCAACGCAGGCCGCGCCAUCGACAGGCGGCCAGACGGGCGUGGGCUAUUCUGUUCUUAGCCUGCAUGCAGAGACCAGACAGACCCGACAGAACACUGGUGAUAAGCCUUGCUUGAGUUCUGACAGUGGGUCCGAUGACCUCAGAGUCCAGCAGUCCCCUGGCAUGCGCAAGCAAGGGCCGCCAUCCUCCUUGGCCCUGACCUUAAAGAGAUUGCUGGGAUUUGGGGACCUGCUCCAGUUACCAGGGUACCUACCCUACCUGAGGCACACAAUACACGUUCAGUACUGGAGUGUCGGCCGCGUCCAGAACAGCGAUGCGAGCCAACGACGCGGGUCUGCGUACGUGCACCUGGGCGGCCAACGGCACUUCUGCGACGCCACUAGCACCGUUCCGAGGGCUAACGACUUCAGCCUUACCGAUGAGAAAAAAACCACCUCCCUUUUAGCGCUUGCUCAAGCGGCUUGGCCGAUCACAUCGAGGAACCGCCUUCGAAAGUCCUGGAUAGAGCUUGCCGAAGCGGCAAAAGCCAGUUGUCUUCGCCAUAGCAAAUGA